Messenger RNA from Silurus meridionalis, 3257 nucleotides. It is a transcript of the gene clcn6, whose product is annotated as chloride channel 6. Gene Ontology annotation, cellular component: lysosomal membrane; intracellular membrane-bounded organelle. Bases 22 to 2622 code for a protein of 866 amino acids. The record is from RefSeq and is a predicted model, not a curated record. Gene Ontology annotation, molecular function: voltage-gated chloride channel activity. Lineage: Eukaryota; Metazoa; Chordata; Actinopteri; Siluriformes; Siluridae. The transcript has 23 exons. Gene Ontology annotation, biological process: chloride transport; transmembrane transport.
UGGCAUUCCCUCCAGUGUGUGAUGCUGAAGAUGGCGUGUUGUGGGAGCUGUUUGUGUUGUCAGUGCUGUUGUAGGGAGGGAGAAACCAGAACGCCGGAGGAGCUGACGAUUCUGGGCGAAACCAGGGAAGACGAAGAUGAAAUAUUACCACGCAAGGACUACGAGAGUUUGGAUUAUGACCGCUGUAUUAAUGAGCCAUAUGUGGAGGUGUUGGAGGGGAUGGACAACAAGAAAGCCAAAAAGUAUGAAGCUGUCAAGUGGAUGUUGGUGUUUGCUAUUGGAGUAUCUACAGGCCUGAUUGGUGUGUUUGUCGAUUUCUUCGUGCACCUUUUCACCCAGCUGAAGUUCAGACUGGUUGGAUCAUCUGUGGAGGAGUGCAGUGAAAAAGGCUGCCUUGCUUUGUCAUUGCUUGAACUCCUAGCAUUCAACAUGGCGUUUGUCUUUAUAGCCAGCAUCCUGGUUCUGAUCGAGCCUGUGGCAGCUGGAUCAGGUAUUCCAGAAAUCAAAAGUUACCUAAAUGGUGUGAAGAUUCCCGGCAUCGUGCGAUUGCGCACAUUCGUGUGCAAAGCCGUCGGGGUUCUGUUCGCCGUAGCUGGAGGUUUGUUUGUGGGGAAAGAGGGACCCAUGAUACACAGUGGAGCCAUUGUAGGGGCUGGACUCCCCCAGUUUCAGAGCAUCACCUUCAAGAAAAUCCGCUUUCAAUUUCCCUACUUCCGUAGUGACAGGGAUAAGAGGGAUUUUGUGUCUGCGGGAGCGGCAGCAGGAGUGGCUGCGGCAUUUGGGGCUCCCAUUGGGGGUACGCUCUUUAGUCUGGAGGAAGGAUCGUCUUUUUGGAAUCAAGCUCUGACAUGGAAAGUGUUGUUCUGCUCCAUGUCGGCCACCUUCACGCUCAACUUUUUUCGCUCUGGCAUCAACUAUAACAAAUGGGGUUCCUUCCAGCUCCCUGGCCUGCUCAACUUCGGAGAGUUUAAGUGUGCAGAUGGGGAUAAGAAGUGUCACCUGUGGACAGCAGCGGACUUGGCCUUCUUCGUUCUGAUGGGUUUAGUGGGCGGCCUGCUCGGAGCUAUGUUCAACUGCAUCAAUAAGCGACUCGCCAAGUACCGCAUGAGGAACGUCCACCCCAAAGCCAAAUUCAUUAGGGUGCUGGAGAGUCUCCUGGUGUGUCUGGUCACUACCGUGGUGAUAUUCGUGGCCUCCAUGACCCUGGGAGAGUGCAGGGAUUUGGUCUCACCAGCAUCCAACAACACGACCGUGCUAGUGUCAGGAAAUGAGGAUGUGAACUCGACGAUACGACGGUUCUUCUGCUCCAACAAGACCUACAAUGACAUGGCAACUCUUUUCUUCAACCCUCAGGAGACUGCAAUUCAUCAGCUUUUCCACCAAGAUGCCACCUUUAGUCCGGUCACCCUCUCACUGUUCUUUGUGCUGUACUUCUUGCUGAGCUGUUGGACGUAUGGCGUCUCGGUCCCUAGUGGACUCUUUGUCCCUUCACUACUGUGUGGAGCUUCUUUUGGGCGCCUAGUGGCCAACAUCCUCAAAAUGAAUUUUAGUAUGCACAUAUACUCUGGGACUUUUGCUCUGAUUGGAGCAGCUGCUUUUCUGGGAGGCGUGGUGCGCAUGACCAUCAGCCUGACAGUCAUCCUCAUCGAAUCAACCAACGAGAUCACGUAUGGUCUUCCCAUCAUGAUUACACUAAUGGUGGCCAAAUGGACAGGAGAUUUAUUUAAUAAAGGUAUUUAUGAUAUUCAUAUUCAUCUGAGAGGAGUGCCACUGCUCGAGUGGGAGACGGAAGUAGAAAUGGACAAACUAAUCGCCAGCGACAUCAUGGAGCCCAACCUGACUUAUGUGUAUCCCCACACACGCAUCCAGUCACUGGUCAGCAUCUUGAGGACCACCGUGUAUCACGCCUUCCCUGUGGUCACAGAAAACCGUGAUAAUGAAAAAGAGUUCAUGAAGGGGAACAUCUUAGUCAGCAACAACAUCAGAUUUAAGAAAACAAGUGUGUUGACACGGGCAGGGGAGCAGAGACGGAGGUGCCAGUCGAUGAAAUCGUACCCUUCCAGUGAACUGCGCAACAUGUGUGAUGAGCAGGUAGGGGUGGAGCUAGCUGAGGAAGGUCAGGACAUCCUGCAGCAGAUGCUGGACAGGAGACAUGUGCCGUACCCCAGUCUGUACCCGGAUCAGUCCCCCAGUGAGGAGUGGAGUAUGGAGGAGCGGUUCCGCCCACUCACUUUUCAUGGCCUCAUCCUGCGCUCGCAGCUCGUUAACCUGCUCAUUCGCGGAGUGUGUUACGCCGAAAACCAGUCGAGCGCAUCUCAGCCGCGUCUCUCGUACGCCGAGAUGACUGAGGAUUACCCACGUUUCCCUGACAUUCACGAUCUAGACCUCGCCCUCCUCAACCCACGCAUGAUCGUGGAUGUGACUCCGUACAUGAACCCAAGUCCGUACACAGUCUCUCCAAACACGCACGUCUCUCAGGUCUUUAACCUGUUCAGGACUAUGGGGCUCCGGCAUCUGCCUGUGGUCAAUGCAGUAGGAGAGAUUGUGGGAAUCAUUACAAGGCACAACUUGACCCAUGAGUUUUUAAUGGCUAAGCUUAGACAGCAUUCCAUCACCAUCUGAGAUGAGCUCUCGCUUCAUCCGUUAUCUGCUGCAGCUCUGACAGUCCUGUGUGUGUGUGUGUGUGUGUGUGUGUGUGUGUGUGUGUGUGUGUUGUAUGUCUGUGUGUGCACAUGUGAGGGAUCCACAUCUCAAAUUGGACUUGGAUAGAAAUGCAGCUUUCACUGUUCGGACUUUCCUGGCUAUUUCCACUACAACACGGUAAAGCAAGUUCAUAGUGACUGACACUCACACACACACACACACACUCACACACAGACUUUAUCAUACAAAUUUAAAAGCUGUACACGAACUCAACAUUAAACGCUGCCCACAUUCUCAUGUAAUAUAUGAACUGAACUUUCACCUUGCUUUCCAAAUCCUGCACUUUUUCUUUUUUUACAUUUUUUUGUUUGUUUUCUGACAUAUUUGUGUUAAUAGGCUUUUGCACUAAAUGUUCAUUUCAGAAUGUAAUGGCUGAAAUGAGGCCAGAUAGAAAAGAAAUUAUGGCAUUAAAACAAUACAUCAUAUCAUUAUAGUGGGUAUAGAUACGCAUGUCCACCCUGCAGUGUUUUCGUAUAUGAUUUAGCUCCUUCAUAAAUGUCCUAAUUUCAAGUCAGGUGUCAAAUUGCGAUUAAAACUAAAUGUGUACAAGCUCA